AUGGGAAUUACAAAACCAUACCCAGAUGAUGACUCCAACGCCACUAAUCAUCAGCUGGAACAAGUGGAGUAUGUCUUCCUCGUCAUCUUCACCAUUGAAACCUUUACAAAGAUCCUGGCGUAUGGUUUGGUCAUGCACCCCAGCGCCUACAUCAGAAGCGGAUGGAACUUACUGGAUUUUGUGAUCGUCAUUGUGGGUUUGUUCAGUGUGAUCGCAGAGGGUAUGACAGACCAUAAACCAGGAGAAGCUCACCACGCUGCAGGGAAGCCGGGUGGCCUGGAUGUCAAAGCCCUCAGAGCAUUCAGAGUGUUGAGACCGCUUCGCCUUGUAUCAGGAGUGCCUAGUUUACAGAUUGUGUUGAACUCCAUCAUGAAAGCCAUGGUUCCCCUUCUUCACAUCGGAAUGCUGGUCAUGUUUGUGAUCAUCAUUUAUGCCAUUAUUGGUUUGGAGCUUUUCAUCGGCAGAAUGCAUAAAACGUGCUUCUCUACAACCUCCGGUUUGUUUAUAGAAGACGAUCCGUCCCCAUGCGCUUUCGCUGGGAGUGGGCGCUUCUGUGUGGGCAACGGGACAGAAUGCAGGGGCAAGUGGGAGGGGCCCAACGGCGGCAUCACAAACUUUGAUAAUAUCUUCUUUGCCAUGUUGACGGUCUUCCAGUGCAUCACAAUGGAGGGCUGGACCGACGUUCUCUACUGGAUGAAUGAUUCUAUUGGCAUGGAGAUACCUUGGAUUUACUUUGUUUCCCUCGUCAUAUUUGGCUCGUUUUUCAUUAUCAACCUCGUUUUGGGUGUGUUGAGCGGAGAGUUCUCCAAAGAAAGAGAAAAGGCUGUGGCUCGUGGUGAGUUGCAAAAAGCCCAAGAGAGUAAACAAAUGGAAGAAGACAUGAUCGGCUACAUGGACUGGCUCAUAGAAGCGGAGGAUGUGGACGAAGAAGGGAAUAAACGUGCUGCGAUCGCGAAGAAGAAGAUGAUGAAGAAGUUUGGCUGGUACAAACGCAGCGAGGAUGGCGGAGAGUCCGACUCCGACGACGAUAUCGCUUACCUCGACGAUGACAACGGCUUCUGUGCUUCUCUCAUGGCAAAGAUGAUGGCCAACAGCUUCUGUGACCAGUUGUGCCAGCUCAACCACACUAUGAGAAAGAACUGUCGGGUCGCAGUGAAAACCACAAACUUCUAUUGGCUGGUGCUGCUGCUGGUGUUCCUCAACACCGUGGCCAGCGCCUCAGAGCACUACGGACAGCCCAAGUGGCUCACCGAGAUGCAAGAACGAGCCAAUAAGAUCCUGCUGCUGCUCUUCACUCUGGAGAUGCUGAUGAAGAUGUAUGCGUUUGGGCUGCAGAUCUACUUCAUGGCCUUGUUUAACCGCUUCGACUGCUUCGUGGUGUGCGGCGGGAUCCUGGAGCUGCUGCUGGUCGAGAUGGAGGUCAUUCCUCCCAUCGGCAUUGCGGUGCUGCGCUGCAUCCGCCUGUUGAGGAUUUUCAAGAUGACUCGCCACUGGGCGGCACUGUCAGAUUUGGUCAACUCUCUGCUGAACUCCAUGAAAGCUAUCUGCUCCCUGCUGCUGCUGCUCUUUCUCUUCCUCAUCAUCUUUGCGUUGCUGGGGAUGCAGUUGUUCGGAGGCAAAUUCAACUUCGAUGAAACUCAGAUGAAGAGGAGCACGUUUGACUCCUUCCCUCAGGCCCUGCUCACAUGUUUCCAGAUUUUGACCGGAGAGGACUGGAACGCGGUCAUGUACGAUGGCAUCAUGGCGUACGGAGGCCCCAUAUUCCCAAACAUGGUUGUGUGCAUCUACUUCGUCAUCCUCUUUGUCUGCGGCAACUACAUCUUGUUGAAUGUGUUCUUGGCUAUCGCUGUGGACAACUUGGCAGGAGGUGGUGGCAAAACGGUCGUAGAGGAGAAAAAGGAUGACGAUGAAGAGUGGGAUGACGACGAAGGGAAAGAAGACGAGGACGCAGGGAACGAGGAAGACGACUGGCAGGAUAGCGAGGCGCUCUCUGCCAUCGAGGGACUGGAAGGAGUUGCACCAAUGAAACCAGAAUUCUCAGGACCCAAAGAGAAGAUUGUACCAAUCCCAGACGGAAGCUCCUUUUUCCUCCUAGGAAAGAAAAACUGUUUGCGUGUCGCCUGCCAUAGCUUCAUCCAUCAUCCGUAUUUCACAAACUUCAUCCUCGUCUUCAUCAUCCUCAGCAGUAUCUCUCUCGCUGCUGAGGACCCCAUCAAAUCCCAUUCUUUCAGAAACAUUGUUUUGGGGUACGCCGAUUACGUUUUCACCUCCGUUUUCACGGUGGAGAUUGUCCUUAAGAUGACGGUGUACGGCGCCUUUUUGCACGAGGGCUCGUUCUGUAGAAAUGCCUUCAACCUCCUGGAUUUGCUGGUCGUCGGUGUCUCUCUCACCUCCUUCUUUCUACACUCAAGUGCCAUUUCUGUGGUGAAGAUUCUCCGAGUUCUGCGUGUGCUCAGGCCUCUGCGUGCCAUCAACAGAGCCAAGGGAUUGAAGAAUGUGGUGCAGUGUGUAUUUGUGGCCAUCAGAACCAUCGGAAACAUUCUCAUUGUCACCACUCUGCUUCAGUUCAUGUUUGCGUGUAUCGGAGUCCAGCUUUUCAAAGGGAGGUUUUAUAGCUGCACAGAUGAAGCCAAACAGACGCCCGAUGAAUGCAAGGGCACAUUUGUAGUGUAUAAAGACGGAGACAUGGCCCACCCCAUGGUCAAAGAGAGAAUCUGGGAAAACAGCGACUUCAACUUUGACAAUGUUCUCAUGGGGAUGCUGGCUUUGUUCACCGUCUCCACGUUCGAAGGCUGGCCCCAACUCCUGUACCGAGCCGUAGACGCCAACGCCAUAAACCGCGGCCCCAUCUACAACUACAGAGUGGAGAUCUCCAUCUUCUUCAUCAUCUACAUCAUCAUCAUCGCCUUCUUCAUGAUGAACAUCUUUGUGGGUUUUGUCAUCAUCACGUUCAGAGAGCAAGGGGAGGCCGAGUUUAAGAAUUGUGAGCUGAACAAAAACCAGCGCCAGUGUGUGUACUACGCCCUGAAAGCUCAGCCGAUCAAAAUCUACAUCCCCAAGAAUCCUUCGCAGCUAAAAUUUUGGAGAAUCAUCAACUCCAGCCAGUUUGAAUACAUAAUGUUUGUGUUGAUCCUGGGGAACACCCUGACGCUGGCUGUGCAGCAUUACGAGCAGUCCAAACUCUUCACGUCUAUCAUGGACCUCCUCAACAUGAUCUUCACUGUGGUCUUCACUAUUGAAAUGAUCAUCAAACUGAUGGCACUUCGGGUUCAUCAUUAUUUCAUCGAUCCGUGGAAUUCCUUCGACGCGUUAAUCGUGGUGGGGAGCGUGCUGGACAUAGCAGUUUCUGAGUUUAGUGGAGGAGGGGGCCAUGGUGAGGGAAAAGGAGAAAGCGGCAAAGUGUCCAUCACCUUUUUCCGUUUGUUCCGAGUCUUGCGUUUGGUGAAGCUGCUCAGCAAAGGAGAGGGCAUCAGAACACUCCUCUGGACCUUUGUCAAGUCUCUACAGGCCUUGCCCUACGUCGGCCUGCUCAUCGCCAUGAUCUUUUUCAUCUACGCUGUGAUCGGCAUGCAGACGUUUGGAAGAGUGGCCGUCGACGAAACGACUGAAAUCAACCGAAACUGUAACUUCCAGACGUUCUUCAUGGCUGUUCUGGUGCUGUUCAGGUGCGCCACGGGAGAGCAGUGGCAGGAGAUCAUGUUAGCAGCUUUGCCCGGCAGACGCUGCGACCCCGAGGCCGACGUAGAACCAGGAGAAGAGUAUUCGUGUGGGAGUAACCUGUCCUACAUCUACUUCAUUAGCUUCUUCAUGCUCUGUGCUUACCUGAUUAUUAAUUUGUUCAUCGCUGUCAUCAUGGAUAAUUUUGAAUAUCUGACCCGUGACUGGACCGUCCUCGGAACCCACCACCUGGACGAGUUCAAGCGGGUUUGGUCCGACUACGAUCCGGAGGCUUCGGGUCGUAUAAAACACAUAGAUCUGGUGACAAUGCUGCGCAGGAUUCAGCCUCCUCUGGGUUUUGGAAAGCUGUGUCCACAUCGAGUCUGCUGCAGGAGACUUGUGGCCAUGAACGUCCCCCUCCACCCCGACGGCACAGUGACCUUUAGUGCAACGUUGUUUGCGCUGGUGCGAACUUCUCUCAAGAUAAAGACUGAAGGAGUCAUUGACCAACAAAAUGAGGAACUGAAGCUCAUCAUUAAGAAACUGUGGAAGCGGACUAAGCCUAAACUCAUAGAUGAAGUGAUUCCUCCCCCUAGCGGGGAGGAAGUGACCUGUGGAAAGUUUUAUGCCAGCUUCUUGAUUCAAGACUACUUCAAGAAAUUCAGGAAGAGAAAAGAACGAGAAAGGAAAUCCAAAAAGAAGGACAAAGCAGCGUCUUUACAGCAAGGCCUGCGCUCCUUGCAGGACCUGGCCCCGGAGAUGCGCCUGGCCAUGACCUGCGACCUGGAGGAAGAAGAGGGAGACGACAUUUUCGGGAGCGAAGCCACGUCGGCCAACACCACACCGGCCUCCACCCCCAUGCCGCCCAUAGAGACCCUGGUGGAGCAGACCAGUGUGUUCAUAGAGCCUGAUCCCCGAGCGGCCAAUGGGAUCGCAGCCACAGGGCAUGUGAUCACGGAGCAGGUGACCAGUCUCCAUGACGUGGAGCUGGGAUCAGAGCUGGCAGGUGUCAGCGUGGUCACAGCUCAACCGCUCAAGUCGGAACCGCUCCCAGUCACAAGGAUGACAGAGUAUGCUCCACCUCCUCCACCUGAAACACCGAUGGAAAUACCACUGGAGGCACCAGUAGAAGCACCAGUAGAGGCAGCAGUAGAGGCAGCAGUAGAGGCAGCAGUAGAGGCAGCAGUAGAGGCAGCAGUAGCAGCAGAAGUGAUCAACGAGCAGCCUCCACCAUCGCAGCCCACAGCAGCAGAAUCCCAGGGGCCCAUUUAUCAGAGUGACUACAGUGCUGGGACUCUAGCAGCUGACAGCUACAGCUUCCCAGAUGCCGCGUCUCCGGCUCCGACCGAACCCGGAUACCAGGAUCCGGGUCUGGAGCGAGCGAGCAGCCUGGACGCCCACUAUGCCGCUUCUAACACCAACGGCUUCAUGACUAACGGCUUCAACGGCACCAACGGAGCCCCCAGCCCCAGCCCUUAUCCCAACGGCUACAGCACCCCUGCAUAUAACGGGAACGGGUACACGGGCUACAUCGACAACGGCAGCGUGGUCAGCGCCAACGGAAACGGCAGCAACGGCAGCAACGAGCAAAGCAGCAGCAGUGGCUUCAACGGCAACGGAUACCAGAACGGGAACGGGGCGUUUGUGAGGAGGCGACUGCUGCCGGCUAUCCCUAAAGGUCGCAAGCCUGCCUUUAACUUCCAGUGUCUGCGGCCUCAGAGCAGCGUGGAUGACCUCCCAAUACCAGGGACAUACCAAGGAAACUCCUCCCCGUCCAGGUCUCGCCUCCAGACCCAGCACAGCCUGGACUCUCGGAGGAGCAGCGUCUCCUCCAUGUCCUCUGCCUCUUGGGCGAACACGACUGCAGCUGGUGCCACCCCGCUGCCCUCCAUCUUGUCUUCGUCCGGCCGCAGGGGGAAGCUCCUCUACACGCCCAUGCUGCUGGUGGACGAGGCCACGGGGACCUCGCAGCCUCUGUGGAGCAGCGGGUCAGCCAGUCUCCCCCAGAGGAGCACCCCAGGCUGGUACCCCAACCAGCCCCGCACCUUCACCAGCUCCAGGAUGGCCCCCGUCACACACUCGUACAUAGACAAAGGCAGCGCAGACAGCCUGGUGGAGUCGAUUUUGAUCUCCGAGGGUCUUGGUAUCUACGCUCGGGACCCCAAAUUUGUGAACUUUGCGAAGCGGGAGAUCGCAGAGGCGUGUCGCAUGAGCCUGGACGAGAUGGAGAGCGCCGCCACAGACUUGAUCUCCCGAGGAGCCAGUCGCCCCACGUCCAGGUACGAGGACGAGCUGGCCGACGAGAUCAACUGUGUGGUUUCUUACUGA
This is a messenger RNA of Knipowitschia caucasica, 5985 nucleotides long. Lineage: Eukaryota; Metazoa; Chordata; Actinopteri; Gobiiformes; Gobiidae. The record is from the annotation of a GenBank genome assembly.